Molecule: messenger RNA, 1439 nt
Organism: Schistosoma spindalis
Lineage: Eukaryota; Metazoa; Platyhelminthes; Trematoda; Strigeidida; Schistosomatidae
Source: the annotation of a GenBank genome assembly
GGACAUUCUAAGAAAUUUCAAAAACUGUGAUCAAAUCGUCUACGUCUGGAAUUCCGUUUCUCGCACUGAGUAGUGAAUUACUGGAAUUGUUUACCAGAACACGUAAUAUCAGCACCUUCUGUUGAUAUAUUCAAAACAAGAUUGGACCUCCACAGUAUUACAAACUGUAAGGAUUAAUAUAGGUCGAUAGACCUAUCCUUGUUACUGAAGACUUGCCCUCAUUUCCAGCUGUUUCAUUGCACUCCCCAUCGCUACUAAAGGUACCUUCAAACAAGACGCAACCCACGGAAGGCAUGACGUACGUAUGUUCGUCGUGUAAGGCUGAUGUGUCUGUCUCAGAAAGAAUCAAUCAUGUCAGGAGCGACUGGCAUAUAUACAAUCUAAAGCGUGUCGUUUCUGGUCUACUGCCGAUAUCUGAAGAUCUAUAUGUACAUAAAAAACAAUUAAUUGCUGCAGAAACACCUGUGGCUAUAGAGAAAACUUAUUGUGACGCCUGCAAGAAAUCCUUCGCAAAUAACAAAUCUUUUGCUGCCCAUCUGAUUUCGAAGCGCCAUAUACACAACAGCCACUUGUUCAAAACGAAAACUGGGCGGACAGUCAUCAGUUCUACUAAACCUACAGCAGAAGACUGUUUGACAGAACCAUUACCACUGGGGUCAUGUUUGUUCUGUGACCGCUACAUAUCACUGAAUUGUUUGCCGAAUGAGUCACUUGAUAGUGCCAAGCAAAGUGAUUUGGCCAAACGUGUCCUAAAUCACAUGUUCGAUGUGCACAAAUUUAGUGUUCCAUUUCCAGAAAGAUUAACCGAUCCUGCCGGGUUGUUAAUUGAAUUAGGACGUAUUGUGGGGGAGGAACGCUGUUGCUUGGCAUGUGGUCGUCAGUUUUACGGUAGUUGUGUGGAAGGAUCAGACAAUGCUCGGAUCUCCCUAUCUGCUGUCCGCAGUCAUAUGCUGGACAAACCUGGCCACAAACAAAUAUGGUUUGGAGUAGAAGACCCCGUCCAAGUGGCACUAUUGGUAGCUAAGGCAGAAGAAGAGUCAAAUGACGAUUGCAGGAUAAAUUACCCUAAAGCUGCUCUCGCAGGUGGUGAGCUGUUUAGUCAGUUUUACGAUCAGUCAGUCGUUGCACCAUCUUUCAUACUUUCGGAUGAUGAAGACGUUUAUGAAGUACGGUUACCAUCUGGUACUGUUCUAGGCCAUCGGAAGAUGAAAACAAUUUAUAAACAACACUUGGCUACUACAGAUGAAGCUAAAUUAUCGAACCGUGAUAAUGGACAGAAAAGCGUUUCAAUACGACAUCCAAACUUCAAAGCCUUAAUACAAAAUAGAUCUAAUGCUGAUUCUGAGAGACAUUUAAACGAACAAAGAAAGUACUGGGAUUUAGUAACUGGUGUUCAAGGUAAUUUCCACAAUCGCCUUCAUCUUCGCCGACAGUACUAG